GCAAUUGUAAAUGAGAACGUGUUCUCAAUUUGCCUACCUGGUUAAAUAAAGGUGAAAUAAAUAACUAAAAUUUGUUGGUCAGUCGGCAGUCGCCUGCACUGUCGAACAAGACUGUUCUGUUGAUCCGUGUGGGUGGCUGCGCCGUGCCCAUUCUGUUGUGCUUCAGCUCGUGACAGGAAGUGUUGUUAUAAUUACAGACAGUCUGUAUUUACCUGUCUAGAGGUGAGAGUGUGCCAUGCGAGUGCACAGCUCGGGAAUCCAUCUUUUGAAUUCGUUUGGCGGGGGUGGCGGUAGCGUCAAACAAUUGGAUGUAAUACUUUCUUGGUCACCCCUCUGCGACACAAACAGCGUCGGCUGUCUACAAAUUGUACGGAUAAGGUCCAAAACAGGUACAGCAAUAUCUCUCAAGCUGUCGCUAUAGAAUGCAAUUAGUCCCGGCUUAUUAAUAAUAGAAAACAUUAAUAAAGGUGUCAAAUUAGGCUACACGGAUACAAACAUUGAAAACAUAACAGCUGCCAUUUAGUAAGGAUGUCAUGCCUACAAUGGUGACAUGUAAAGUCGGAUAAACCGACUCCAGUCCAUGGUUCUUUUUUGGGCUUUAAUCAGCCUAACAAAGUGAGUUUGUGUCGAGAGUUUGUGUGUGUGUUGAGAUGAAUACAAAUUCUUCCCGUACAUAUGUUGCAUACAAACUGAACAAUUGUGGCCCCUUUAUUUCAUUCAUGAAGGUUCAGUGUAUCUUUGCCAGCCUACAUCAAUCUGCAAAGGAGUUGCAGAAAAGCCUCAUGUUCAUCGAGCCGUGAGUCACACAUGAUUUUUAAAGCUGUUAUGAAUAAUAAUAAUCCAAACAAUUGUUUUCUUUCCCRGAAGUUGUACCUUCUUUUUUUUUAGCAUCACAACAAUGGAUAUUAAAACCUUCAAUGACACUUUGAAUUACAAUUUGGAAGUAGUUGCAGCUUGAAUUAAGACGUUGCCUGGUUGCGUUGAAAGCCACGUUUAUUGUCAAGCAGAGACGAUAUUAGCCAUCGGAAAGCUUUGCACAGAUCUUUACAAUCUUACUUGUGUAUCAUUCCACGCUUCCUUACUACAGGUUUGAGCAAGAACUGUCCCCAUUUAUACUUUUCUACAGCGGGUUUAAAAUUCUGCAGCUGAGGUCUUGGAGAAUGCAGAUGGGUACAGUAUGUUGCAGCUCGCAGUGUGUAUAAAGCUAACCUUUUUCUUGGGUUUUCUUUCAAUGUUCCAUUUGUGUCAGGGACUUCGUUGGCGCCAACUAUAGGCUAGGCCUGAAUCUAUUUUAAAUGGUCUCAUUUUGUUGAAGUUAGGAGAUCUAGCUGACGCCGUAACAGCUGUUACGGUGACAUAUCCCAGUUAAGCUGAGUGACAAUGUCAUGAGACCAAGGGAGCCUCAUGAGCCUGUCCUUGUCAAUCAUUAAAAACACCCAUACAGUAGGCUUACAACCAUUUGGCUGUUGGAUUUUUCUAUAGGCCUAUAUUCUUCAGUUGAACAGGUGCUUUCAGAAAGCCAUGACGAGAGUGGCAAGUCACUGUCUUAGCACAACCAUAUUCUUAAUGUAGUAUCGAGGCUCUGGUAAGGUAAGCCUCUAGGUUACAGCAGAAAAUACAGCAAGCCUUAAGGGACACACCACUCUGGUCCCAAUGCAGCCCCCAAUGUUUACCAGAUAAAACGCUGACUGGUAAACCUGGGUCAGGUUUAAGAUUACCUAAGGUUUGGCUUUAAACACGUAAAAAUGUUUUUACAAAGCCACAUUUUGGGAUAUCUUAAGACAACGUGGAUGUCGUUGAAUACUGUCCAAAAGGCACACAUUCUGUCACUUGAUGCAUUCUAGCUGAAUAUAUCUAUGUUCAUUUUACCCCAAUAAAGAGAAUCCCAAGAUGCAGUUGUAUAAAAAUUGUCAAGUCUUUGCCCCUUUACCCUAAUAUGGGUAUAAAGCAUUGGAUAYCUCGCUCUAGUGGACCAAUAGCUAUGUGAGCUAUUUCUGACUGUUGCUUUUUGCAUGUUUCAGGGGACGAGACGCGGCAGAGGGUCAAGUUCACUGACGAGCGGGUCUGCAAAAGCCAUCUCCUGAACUGCUGUCCCCACGACAUCCUCUCUGGAACUCUGACUGACUUCAUCGACAGCGUAUGGAUCUGGGAGAAUGUGCGAAGACCCACGACCUGGCGCUCCGGGCCGACUAUGAAAUCGCCUCCAAGGCGAGGGAACUCUUCUUUGAGCUUGACGCUGUGGAUCACCUGGAGUCUUUCAUCGCUGAUUGCGAUCGUAGAACAGAGUUGGCCAAGAAACGACUGGUGGAGACUCAGGAUGAGAUCAGUGCGGAGGUGGCUGCAAAGGCAGAGACUGUCCACGAGCUGAAUGAAGAGAUCGGGAAGCUCCUGGCCAAGGCAGAGCAGCUGGGAGCCGAGGGGAAUGUAGAUGAAGCCCAGCUGAUCCUACAGGAAGUGGAAAAGGUCCGCAGCAGGAAGAGGGAUGCCGAGGAGGAGUACAGAAACUCCAUGCCUGCCUCCAGUUUCCAGCAGCAGAAGCUCCGUGUCUGCGAGGUAUGCUCUGCCUACCUGGGUCUCCACGACAACGACCGUCGCCUGGCCGACCACUUUGGCGGGAAGCUGCACCUGGGCUUCAUCCAGAUCAGGGAGAAACUGGAAGCCCUGAAGAAAAUAGUCACUGACAAGCAGGAGAAGAGGAACCAGGAUCGUCUCAAGAGGCGAGAAGAGAAAGAGAAGGAAGAGAUGAUGAAGAAGAGGACCAAAUCACGGAGCAGGGAACGGAGCAGGGAACAUAGGUCCCGCUCUCGCGAACGUAGGAGACGGCGUUCCCGUUCCUCGUCUCGGGAGAGGCGGCGUUCCUCCCGCUCGCGCUCCAGGGACCGGGAGAGGACGAGACGCCACUCCCGAUCCUGCAGCAAGGGCCACCGCCACGAGCCCAGCACCAUACACAAGUCGUCCAGGGAUCGAGAGCGCUCCUCCAGAGACCGUUCACGGGAGCGAAGCAGGAAGAGGGGAUCCUCCGAGCGGCGACAAGACAGCAGGGAUCAGAACGGGAGGACGGACUCCCGCCGGGCACAGGACAGGGACAGAGACACCGGGGGCCUCUGAGGACUCUUGCUAUCCAUCCUCAAAACACAACCUCCUUUUCUCUCUUUCAUACCUGUCCACAUAUCUAUAAGGACUCUCUUAACAGCAAUGUCCAGAGACGUUUUGAUUUGAGAUAUUCCAGCCAACCCACUGUGUCCCAAAUAAAUAGACCUUAUAUGAC
Messenger RNA from Salvelinus sp. IW2-2015, 3268 nucleotides. RefSeq names its product putative RNA-binding protein Luc7-like 1. Lineage: Eukaryota; Metazoa; Chordata; Actinopteri; Salmoniformes; Salmonidae. Gene Ontology annotation, molecular function: mRNA binding. The record is from RefSeq and is a predicted model, not a curated record. Gene Ontology annotation, biological process: mRNA splice site recognition. Gene Ontology annotation, cellular component: U1 snRNP; U2-type prespliceosome.